This is a messenger RNA of Tinamus guttatus (white-throated tinamou), 1339 nucleotides long. NCBI's taxonomy places the organism in Eukaryota, Metazoa, Chordata, Aves, Tinamiformes, Tinamidae. The record is from RefSeq and is a predicted model, not a curated record.
UAUGAGCUUUCCACGCUGACGGGCACCCAAGUGCUGCUGCUGGUGGCCAGCGAGACGGGCCAUGUGUACACCUUUGCCACACGGAAGCUGCAGCCCAUGAUCACCAGUGAGACAGGGAAAGCACUGAUUCAGACGUGUCUCAACUCCCCGGACUCACCGCCGCGCUCAGAUCCCACUACCGACCAACGCAUGAGCGCCACAGGCUUUGAGGAGACGGACCUCACCUACCAGGUGUCGGAGUCAGACAGCAGUGGGGAGACCAAGGACACGCUGAAGCCAGCAUUCACAGUCACCAACCUGCCAGGGACGACGUCCACCAUCCAGACAGCUCCAACCACAUCGACCUCCAUGCAGGUCAGCAGUGGCCCCUCGUUUCCCAUCACUAAUUACCUGGCGCCUGUGUCUGCCAGCCUCAGCCCCAAUGCUGUCACCAGUGCCAAUGGAACAGUGCUGAAGACUACCGGAGCCAGCGCAGUGACAUCAGGGGGCCUCAUGCAGAUACCAACUGGCUUCACCCUCAUGUCAGGUGCUUCCCUUCCUCCAGGGACCCCUACCAUUCCUCUCACUCAGUUACAGCCGCACUCCCUGGCUCUUUCCAGCCAGCAGCAGGGCCAGGCAGUUGCGGGUACGGCUGGACAGCUGCAGCAGGCACAGCAGACAGUCUUCCGCUUCCCCGCCAGAGCUGGAGGGCAGAUCGUGUCGCUGACAGGUGGCACGAUGGCUCAGCAGGUCCCAGUCCAGGCAAUACAGGUGCACCAGGCACCGCAGCAGAUGUCCCCCUCCAGUGACAGCAGCACUGACCUUACCCAGACCUCUUCCAGCGGAACAGUGACCCUCCCAGCAACCAUCAUGACGUCGUCUGUGCCAACCACCGUGGGUGGCCACAUGAUGUACCCCAGCCCGCAUGCGGUGAUGUACGCGCCCACGUCGGGCCUCGCGGAUGGUGGGCUGGCAGUCCUCAACGCUUUCUCACAGGCACCUUCAGCAAUGCAGGUGUCCCACAGCCAGGAUCAGGGUGGCGUCCCCCAGGUGUUCCUGACAGCUCCCUCGGGCACCGUUCAGAUCCCGGUCUCGGCUGUGCAGCUUCAUCAGAUGGCUGUCAUCGGGCAGCAGAGCAGCAGUGGCAGCAGCCUGACGGAGCUGCAGGUGGUCAAUUUGGACACCUCACAUGGCACCAAGAGUGACUGAGGCCUCUGCUGCCAGCCUUGCGCCGUCCCUGGCCUGUUAACGCUGGUGCUGGCAGCAAUUCCUUCUCGUACAGACUGCACCAGUUAUUUAUUGUUGCCUUUUCACGUUUCCUUCACCCACACAUGCACACAUACACACACACACACGCAUG